Molecule: messenger RNA, 2162 nt
Organism: Camelina sativa (false flax)
Lineage: Eukaryota; Viridiplantae; Streptophyta; Magnoliopsida; Brassicales; Brassicaceae
Product: protein FATTY ACID EXPORT 4, chloroplastic
Biological process (GO): fatty acid transport
Cellular component (GO): chloroplast inner membrane
Molecular function (GO): fatty acid transmembrane transporter activity
Source: RefSeq, a predicted model, not a curated record
UUAAAGAAACCAUUUUAAUCUUCUUCUUUCUUCUUCUUGUUUAAUCACAAACCCACCAAACAAACACACACAUUCCUAAAAAAUCAGAUCUUCAUUCUCUGAUUCCUCUGUUCCUUCUUUGUCGGCUGUUACAAAAAACCCUACCCACUUUUUUUGUUCUCUCCUCCUUAGUAUUAAUCACAGAACCCUCCUCACUCAAACUUUCACACCAUUUCCAAAAUGUCUUGUUUCUUAAGUUGUGUCCGUUUCGAUAUCACAGCCACAACCACAACCACCGACAACAACAAACCCACGGUUACGGAAUCUGGUUCUGUCUCCGGUGUGACUUGUUAUACCUGGGAUGACGUUGAGUCUCUCACUUCCAAUUUCUCUAGACUUAUUGGCUCAGGUGGCUACAGUAGUAUCUACUUGGCUCGUUUGUCUGGCUCUAUCAACGCUGCUCUCAAGGUUCAUGUUAGUAGCCAUCGUCUUUACCAAGUGUUUAGGUCUGAGCUUGAGAUUUUGCUUCGUCUUCAACAUCCUCACAUUGUUAAGCUUCUUGGUUACUUUGACGAUUCAGAAGAAACUGGUGCACUUUUACUAGAGUACCUUCCUCAAGGUAACCUCCAAGAGAAGCUUAACCGCAACAACAAACAAGUGUUGCCAUGGAGAAACCGAACCGCUAUAGCGUAUCAGGUUGCGCAAGCAAUUGAACAUAUUCAUGAGAAAUGUAGUCCUCAGAUUGUGCACGGCGACAUCAAAUCCUCCAAUAUCCUUCUUGACAAACAUUUCAACUCCAAGCUAUGCGAUUUCGGAUCAGCAAAGGUCGGGUUCUCGUCGAUGGUUCAGCCUUCUAAGACGACGUCAACGAUGUCACCACGAUCCAAGCAAGUGAUGAUGAUUGGUUCUCCAGGUUACACAGAUCCUCACUACUUAAGAACCGGGAUUGCUUCGAAGAAGAUGGAUAUGUAUGGGUUUGGAGUGGUGGUUCUCGAGUUGGUUUCAGGGAAAGAAGCGGUUAGCUCUGAGAGAGGUGAGAUGCUGGUGCACACAGCAGCUCCAUUGAUCCAUGAGAUCCUUGAUUCGAAUGGAUAUAUCGAAGAAGAGAAGAUGAGACAGUUCUUGGAUCCAAGGUUGUUGUCCAGGGACGCUAGUCUUGAUUUAGAAGAGGUUAAGACAAUGCUAAGUGUGGCUGCUUUUUGUCUUCGUAGCGCUCCAUCGUUGAGACCAUCGGCUUCUCAAGUAGUCCAAACUCUUGUCAAGAAGAUCCCGUCUUUGUCUUUCCUCGGUUGUGGAAAAGAAGAGUCUAGUUGUUGGUUUGUCAAAGACACAAAAAGAGCUUUGAUUCAUUUUUAUACUCUUCGACUGACGAGACCCACACUCGGCGAAGCAAUGUCGUCUUUUGCGCUAACGUUGUUACCUUCUCCGUCUCUGGUGUCGGUGAGGAGCACUAAACUCGGGCGAAGUGUCAGUAACGGUAGCCGGAAUUGGUCGGGACUCACUAAAUUGUCGGAGAAAUCGAAGAGCAGACGAAAUUGUGGUCUCUGCUGCAAGGCGGAGCUGUCAGAGCUAGCUCCAGUCGCCUCUGCUGCUUAUGGUGUUCUUCUUCUAGGAGGCGGUCUCUUCGCCUAUAGCAAAUCUGGAAGCAAAGGUUCCCUCUUUGGUGGUUUGACCGGUUCUGUUCUUAUGGCAUCUGCCUACUUCCUUACUAAAUCACCAGAGACAAGAGUUCUUGGUGACACCAUAGGACUUGGCGCUGCCUUCCUCUUUGCUUCUGUCUUUGGAUUUCGUUUAGCAUCUUCCCGGAAACCAGUCCCAGCGGGACCGUUACUACUCCUUUCCAUCGGCAUGUUGUCCUUCUUUGUAAUGGCGUAUAUGCACGACAGUUUACCUCCUAUAUACGUACCUGAUCCGUUACCUUUACCUUAGCCUAGAUGAGAGCAUUUGGCUUAUAACCUGAGAGGAAAGCUCUCAAAAGUAUGAAUCAAAAACAGUUUUGCUUUCCCCACCACGCCAAUAAAUUGCAAAGCUGUGUGAGGCUAAUGUGGAGAGAAUAAUGUUUGUUUCAGAUGCAUCUCCAUUCAAGAAUUUGUUAAGUGACUUUGUUUGAUGUUGAAAUGAUCCAAAUAUAAAGUUUGAUGUUGAAUGAUCCUACAGAGAAAGUUAUAAUAUUUUGUGGACCA